AUGUCUGGCUGUGCGUACUUUGGGUUGUUCUGUGAAGUUCCUAUGGUUUCUGAUAUUGGAGUUAACUUGGAGCUUGUUAGUGAUCUUCAUAUAGUCCGCGGUGUCGAACCUAUCGGUGAGGGUGUCAUUAUGGGCCAUGAGGUCACUGGAAAGGUAAUUGAGACUGAUGAUGUUGUCAAAACGGUGAAGAAGGAUGAUAUGAUUGUCACCGCUUUUGCAACUUCUUGGGGCGUCGAGGAGAAAUACCUUGUCCUCAUGGGCGACAACUUCCCGACUGUAUACUUUGCUGCCAGAAAUGCGUUCAAAGAAUACACCCUGGAACAAAUCUCGCGGCAGAUCGUCGUGUUGAUUUGGUGCGGACCAGUCGGGCCCUGCGCACUGAUCAACGCGCUGGAGUACAAGCCUAAGCAUAUCUUUGCGGUGGACUCUGUUCCAUCAGAGGGCUGGGCGGGUCUGGACAAGCGGGUGAAGAAGUUGACCGAUGGACGGGGCGCAGAUGCUCUGAUUGAAGUUGUCGAAUUGAGUCCGGCGCUGCGCUCUGCAUUUGAACUAUUACGACCGUGGGGGAUGAUCAGUAGCGUUGGAGUGCAUAAUGCAGAGGCCUAUGGGAAGAACCUGAAGGUGCAGAUGGGUCGGUGCCCUAUCCGAUCGGUUUUUCCACAGGCAUUGGAGGCUCUCAAGAAGAAUCAGCAUUUGCUUGGGUACGUGGUUGCCAUAUUAUACCUGGGCAUGAAAGUGCAGAAGGUGAUCUUUGAGGCGGAUAGAUAG
Messenger RNA from Aspergillus tanneri, 768 nucleotides. RefSeq lists its product as uncharacterized. The transcript is spliced from 4 exons. Lineage: Eukaryota; Fungi; Ascomycota; Eurotiomycetes; Eurotiales; Aspergillaceae. The record is from RefSeq and is a predicted model, not a curated record. Bases 1 to 768 code for a protein of 255 amino acids.